Molecule: messenger RNA, 639 nt
Organism: Ixodes scapularis (black-legged tick)
Lineage: Eukaryota; Metazoa; Arthropoda; Arachnida; Ixodida; Ixodidae
Exons: 1
Coding region: 1-639 (212 amino acids)
Source: RefSeq, a predicted model, not a curated record
AUGACAUUCCCGGACCACUGGAGGCACUGCCCCGGUAAAGAGAAUCCGGCGGAUCUCUUGACCAGAGGACUAGGCGUUCAGGAGCUUCGUGGUAACUCUCUUUGGUGGAAAGGGCCGAGUUGGCUCAGUCAAGAACCUUCAGAAUGGCCUGAAUCUUCAGUGUUCUUGGAAGACACGCCUCAACUCGAAGUAAAAGAAGAGACACAUGUGCUGUUGGAGAAAGGCCAAGAAGUUCCAUCAUUGUUCGACACGGGAAGUUACGAGAAUUACCAGAAGGUUCUGAGUAUCACUGCCUGGGUCAUCAGGUUCGCUAACAACGCUCAGAAGAGAAAUGACAAAAUACGAGGUGGAUUAAUCGCGGCAGAGUUGGACAAAGCAGAGCAAUAUUGGAUCAGGCAGAUACAAAACGAAAGGUUUCAGACAGAUAUUAUGCUCCGCGAGAAAAAUACGACGGAGGUUAAUGUAAGACUCGCAGAGUAUCAUCCUUUCUUUGACAAAAACAAAAUCCUGCGGGUCGGAGGACGACUGCAGAGGUUGACGGAAAGUCUCGAUGUGAAACAUCCAGUCCUAUUACCGAACGACCAUGACUUUGUCAAGCUAAUUGUGAUGCACGCUCUUUGUAAGGUUAUGCACGGUUGA